AUGGGAGACUCAAUAGUCGUCGGGUCCAAAUCAAAAGAUGACGGAUUCCCAGCUACUUCACAAGUUUCAAGACAAAUUCCCGCGCAAAGUGUAGGAGAGGAGUUUCAACAGAGUAGCUCAAGGAGAGACUCGAACGGACCUUCGCAUUUGACCAGUGCUUCGUCGAAUUAUGCUCCGAACUUAGCUUAUUCCCAGCAUCCUAUGUCGCAUGCAACACCGGAGUCAUUCAAUAUGACAAAACUCGGUGCUACAUUACCAGAUAUUCCCUACCAGAACUAUGGCCAAGGAUUUCCUCAGAGCCCUGGUGCCGCCCCUCCUUUCGUGUAUCAGACGCAGUAUGCGAAUCAAGCUGUCUUGAGCUCUCCACCCACUGCUUCGUCCUAUACCACGCCAUACCAGACACCAUACGGAAUGUAUCCUUUGAAUCAACAAAUUCAACCCCAGCACAUGCAUAUGCCCACGAACAACACACAGUUUUAUGUCGGUCAAGGAUAUCUUGGACAACCGCAAUCACAUCUGACAGGAUCGCAAUAUUAUAUUCAACCUGGCAGCUUUGCACAGCAAGGUCAAAUUUAUACAGGAAAUCAAAUGGGAGUACAAUAUCCACAUCGUGGUAGCUUUUCCGGAGAAAUUCGGCCAGUUCCACAGCAACGCAAUGAUUUGUUUGUUAAUGUGACAGGCCAGGCUGGAAGAUCGAAUAGCGCUGCCUCCAGCCCAUCACAAUCAUCGGUGGUCAGAGGACCACCAAGAAAGCCUCGUCAAAGUGGGCACGCGAUCUGGAUUGGCAAUUUACCACCACAGACAGAUCUCAUGAGCCUUGUACUUCACGUUUGCAAAGAGACCGUUGGCCUCGAGUCGCUGUUUUUGAUUUCCAAGAGUAACUGCGCCUUUGCAAAUUUUAAGGAUGAGACUGCAUGUGUUGCAGCGCAACUCAAGAUUCAUGAUUCGAGAUUUCAAACCGUACGGCUUGUUAGCCGAUUACGAAAAGCAUCGGUUGGGACUGUCGGAGGUGUAUCUGUUCCCACAGGCCCAGCUGCUUUAGCACCUCCACAGCCAUCACAAAAUCCAUCUCCUGUUUCGGAAAAUGAGAAAGCGUCAAAAGAGGCCGAUGAAAGGACACAUGAUCCGGAUAUGGAGUCCUCACCGCCUCCAAAGGAUAAGUUCUUUGUGGUCAAGAGUCUCACGGUAGAGGACCUAGAACUAAGCGUGCGAAACGGGAUUUGGGCGACACAAACCCACAACGAAGAAGCUCUGAAUAAGGCAUACCGAACAGCAGAUAAUGUCUACCUAAUAUUUUCCGCAAACAAAUCAGGAGAAUAUUUUGGAUACGCACGUAUGAUAUCACCCAUUAGUGAGGAUCCCGCGGCAGCCAUUGAAUUCGCACCCAAAGCACAAACCGUUGAAGAUCCCGAUGUCCCCAAAGCAAUACCAACACCAGCCUCCGAAUUUGCACCAAAAGGACGCAUUAUCGAUGAUUCAGCCCGCGGAACCAUUUUCUGGGAAAUCGAGCGCGACGACCCAGAAGAAGUCGAUGAAGAAGAUGGAUCUCAAAGUGCCAAGAGCGAUCCGGACGGUGAUGUGCCCUCCAAAGCCUGGGGUAAACCCUUCAAGCUCGAAUGGGUGUCGACGAAUCGAUUGCCAUUCUACCGCACGCGCGGUUUGCGAAACCCGUGGAAUUCAAAUCGCGAAGUCAAGAUUGCGAGGGAUGGGACGCAGUUGGAAACUAGUAUUGGGAGGAGAUUAAUCGGGCUUUUUCAUCGAGUUCCCAGUCCUGUGGCGCCGAGUUUGCCGCAUGUUCAUAUGCAGGGGAUGUCGAUGCCCGUACAGAUGAUAUCGCCCGGUGGUUAUCCCAUACAGAUGCAUCCGUAUACUUAA
Molecule: messenger RNA, 1875 nt
Organism: Sclerotinia borealis F-4128
Lineage: Eukaryota; Fungi; Ascomycota; Leotiomycetes; Helotiales; Sclerotiniaceae
Source: the annotation of a GenBank genome assembly